Molecule: messenger RNA, 1380 nt
Organism: Triticum aestivum (bread wheat)
Lineage: Eukaryota; Viridiplantae; Streptophyta; Magnoliopsida; Poales; Poaceae
Exons: 3
Coding region: 300-1166 (288 amino acids)
Source: RefSeq, a predicted model, not a curated record
UCGGUAAUGUGGGCUGCCCCGAGGAAACUGCCCACAAGCGAUAGUUUUUUUUUUUGAGGUGUACAAGCGAUAGUGUCGUGCGGGCCUGUCCGGGACGAGGAAAGACGCUUCUGGGUAAUGUGGGUUGGGCCGAUGAAACGGCCGGAAGCACCUUGAAAUACCUGGCCUUGGCGCCCAACGUAACCGCCUCGACCAACAGCUUCCUCGCCGGAGUGACGGAGUCCCCAACAAACCAAGAACCCCCGCCCUCCCUCCACCGCACAGCAGCCCACCGCCUCGGCCCUCCAGCGCCGGCGACGAUGGACCGCUUCCAGGACGGGCACCACGUGCGGCUGCGCAGCCGCGUGCCGCGCACCUACCUCCACGCCGCCGACGACGGGGAGAGCGUCAUCCUCGGCCAGCGCCGCGCCUCCAUGAACGCGGCGUGGGCGGUGCACAUCUACCACGGCGACGAUGGCCCGUACCUGCUCCUUCACAGCGCCGCCUACGGCCGCUACCUCGCCGCCACGACCACGCGGUCGCGGCUCGGCCACCGCGGCUUCCGCGCGGAGCUGUGCGACUACGACACGGCGCAGGUGGAGACCAUCAUGUGGCGGGCCGUGGGGUCAGGCUUCGCGGACGACGUCGUCCUGCUCCGCAACGUCGGCGGCCGCUACCUCCGCGCCAACGGCAGGUACAUCCGCUGGAACGCCGGCGUCAGCGUCGACAACAGCGUCAGCUCCAUGAUGUACUGGGUCGUCGAGCCCAUCCCCGCCAGAGAGGACAUGCCUGCCCUUCCUGCCCCGCCUCCGCAUCCCCCAUACGGAUACCUCCCCUUGGGCCUGUUCAUCCACCUGGACCUGGAGCCGGGACGGCUGAUCCGGUUCGUGCGGGCGCUCGACGACGGGCAGUACCCCGAGGACCCCAUGGGCCAAGGCUGGCGCCAGUUCUGGUUCAGGGGGAGGUCCGCGUUUCGCCUGAGGGACGACCUGGGGUUCCUCGUCGGCGCCGGCGUGUACUACCGGAACGUCGCCAUGUGCGUCCGAGCGGGCCGCUACGGGAGGCUGACCCCGCUCGUCGUCGACCUGCCCGACGGCGGCUAUGGCGACACCCUCGAGAUCAUCGUCUUCCGGGCCGGGACCCCUGCCUACAAUGAGCUGCGACACCCGGAUGUCAAUGCGGAGUAGAGAAAUAUCGGAGCGGGAGUCCUGAAAGUUCACCUGUCCACAAGUUUCGCCGCCUCGACGACAGCAGAACUGGACGCCUACUUUUGCCUAUAGAUAGAUAGAUAUAUGUUCAGAAAACUCUUUGUUUCUUCUGCUAGCUAAACUGCUGAGAGUGUUGCGUCCAAUGGCUGAACAAUUUUGUAAUUCUGGGAUGUGAUCUCUGGUGUGCUUCAUA